GGGCAGGGGGGGCACCGCUGGCAGCCGGCGGGGAUGGAGGCGCUGUGGGCGGCCGGGGGGCUCCUGCUGGCCCUCUGCCUCCUGGCCUUUGUCCUGUACUGCUGCUACGUGAAGCACAUCCAUGCCAAGUACGACCACAUCCCCGGCGCCCCGCGGGAGAGCUUUUUAUUUGGACACCUCCCAAUCUUAUGGAGAAUGAUGAAGAAACAGGAGUUUGUUCAUGAUCUCUUCCUGCAGUGGGCAGAGAAAUACGGACCUAUUGUACGAUUUAAUGCCUUUCACAGAGUGACAGUAAUGGUUGUGAGUCCUGAAGGAGUGAAGGAGUUCUUGAUGUCACCACAGUACCCAAAGGAUCGGCUGGUGUACGAUCGUAUCUUCAGCCUAUUUGGUGAAAGGUUUCUGGGGAAUGGCUUGGUAACUGUUUGCAACCAUGACCAUUGGCAUAAGCAGAGGAGGAUAAUGGAUCCAGCUUUCAGCCGAACCUACCUGAUUGGUCUGAUGGAAACUUUUAAUGAAAAAGCAGAGGAGCUGAUGGAGAAGCUAGAGGAAAUGGCAGAUGGGAAAAAAGAGUUUAGCAUGCUGUCGAUGAUGUGCCGGGUGACUAUGGAUAUCAUUGCAAAGGUAGCCUUUGGCUUGGAAUUAAACGCACUGAGUGAUGACCAGAUGCCUUUACCACACGCUGUGACCAUGGUUUUGGAGGGACUGACCAAGUCACGGAUCCCCCUCAUACAGUACAUGCCAGGGAAACAGAAGUUGGUAAAGGAGGUCAGGGAGAGUGUGAGGCUGCUGCGGCGUGUGGGGAAGGAGUGCAUUGACCAGAGGAGAGAAGCUCUCCAGAAUGGGAAGGAAGCCACGUUGGAUAUUCUUACACAGAUACUGAAAGGAGAUGCUCUGGAGGACACUAGAGAUGAUGAAAACAUUCUGGAUAACUUUAUCACUUUCUUUGUUGCAGGUCAUGAAACCACUGCCAAUCAGAUGUCAUUUACAGUAAUGGCACUGGGUCAGCAUCCUGAAAUACUGGAAAGGGUUCAGGCUGAAGUGGAUGAUGUUCUUGGUGCCAAGAGAGACAUUGACUAUGAGGAUCUUGGCAAACUCACCUACUUAUCACAGGUUCUGAAGGAGUCGCUGCGGCUGUACCCGCCCGUCGCAGGGACCGUGCGCAGGCUGGAGAAGGAGCACGUCAUCAACGGCAUCAGAAUUCCUGCCAACACCACGCUCGUUUUCAGCACUUAUGUAAUGGGAAGGAUGGAAAGGUUUUUCAAGGAUCCAUAUACUUUCAAUCCAGACCGAUUCAGCAAAGAUGCACCUAAGCCAUAUUAUUGCUAUUUUCCAUUUUCUCUGGGAUCCCGGUCCUGCAUCGGGCAGGUGUUUGCACAGAUGGAGGCAAAAGUGGUGAUGGCAAAACUGCUGCAGAGGUUUGAAUUCCAGCUGGUACCAGGGCAGAGUUUUAAACUCUUGGAGGCUGGAACCUUUAAGCCACUAGAUGGAGUAAUGUGUAAAUUAAAGCCAAGGAGCUCUGCAAGAAGCUGCCAGGCGUGACUACUCAAGGAGGGGAGCAUGACAUGCUACUGUUAGUGUUUCUUCUGAUUUUGAAGAUCUUGACACUAAUCAAAGGUUUGAUUUGGCAGGUCCCUUUAGAGGAUUACUAGACUGAAAUUAUUUCUAGCCUUCCUCAUAAUGUACUGAAGAAAACCUUAGGAGAGUCACUCUAAUGAAUAUUUUCAGGCUGGAAGCGUACCCAGAAUUGCCAAGCUUGUAAUUUUCCUGGGGGGCUAUUUGAUUCUGACCAGACUUGGAAAAGAACAUCCUUUCACUGCAGUAUCCCUGGAAGUCCACACAAACCUCCACUGGAAUCUCAGCUCAUAGUUUUCACUAAGUUUACUUAUAACACAACAUGGUCUAAAGUAAGCCCUUGUUUGGGAAGUUUUCUACUUACAGAAUGAAAUCAGAAAAGAGUGGAGCACAGAUUUGGGUUGAACUUAGGAAGAGAUGUUUGGAGAUAGUCUUUUGUCAAAGCAAUUUUUCCAUCCCUGCUCUAAACAAGAACAAUUGAUAGGAACAAUCUGAACAAAAAUAUCAGUCUGAGGCCACUACUUCCCCCUGUUUCUCCCGCCUCAUUUUUAUUCAGUCUCUUCCACUUUUCUUCUGAAAUUAUGCAAAGUGUAGAUUGCCAGUCCACACUGUAGAAAGGGAAUCUCCUGUUUCCUCCUACCCCUCCACACGGCCUGUGUUCAUUCUUCUGAGACAUUGUUCUUUGGUCAGGGGAGUCUUGCUGUGUUUAUUUUAAUCUGGAUCAUUUUCCCCGUCUGGUUUACCACAAAGCUACAGUAGGACUUGGACCAGAUGGUCUAGUAGGUACAGCAGGGUUGGAAAUAAGUGCCUGAGCUAAAUGCUGCUUAAAAUGGUGUUGCCACUGAAGUAAUGUGUCUGCAGUUUGAGCCAGAGACAGGAGAAGGUCCUGCACCCCCUUCUUCUGCAGAUGUGCCUGAAUUGCUUGCUGCAUGUGGGCUUGCAGCUGGGCUCUGCUGGGGAAAAAACUACCAUAUGAAAAUGCUGCCUUCCAGAACUAUGUAGAUACCUAAUAGGAGUUUGGGCCUUCUCUGUCAUGAAAUACAGCAAAUUAAAGAAAUAUGAUGCUGCCACUGUUGUUUCUUACCUUUCUGAAUUAAAAGAGCAAAAAUACA
Molecule: messenger RNA, 2684 nt
Organism: Pipra filicauda (Wire-tailed manakin)
Lineage: Eukaryota; Metazoa; Chordata; Aves; Passeriformes; Pipridae
Product: cholesterol 24-hydroxylase
Exons: 15
Coding region: 34-1539 (501 amino acids)
Biological process (GO): cholesterol catabolic process
Molecular function (GO): iron ion binding; heme binding; cholesterol 24-hydroxylase activity
Source: RefSeq, a predicted model, not a curated record